AUGCAACAGGCUGUAGAACGAGCUUUGGACCGUGCGGACUAUGUCAUCGCAAGUGCCCAGCAGAGGCCUCCUAAAAGGAAACGCUCGUCGAGUGGGGAAGCAUCUCUCUAUGAAAAACUUUAUGACAUGUAUGUGGAAGAAUGUGGGAAAGAGCCUGAGGCUCCGGAGGAACUAAGAAGCAACGUGAACUUGCUAGAGAAGCUCGUCAGGAGAGAGUCGUUGCCCUGUUUGGUGGUCAGCCUACAUCCGGGAGUGGGGGGAUAUUCGCUGAUGCUCGAGGGGAAACAUGGAGCGGAUUCGGAGACCAUUCGGCUGCCUUAUGAAGCAGGGGAAUUGCUGGAAUACCUGGAUGCUGAAGAAUUACCCCCUGCUCUGCUGGACCUCCUGGAAAAAUCUCAGGUUAACAUUUUCCACUGUGGGUGUGUCAUAGCACAGGUGCGGGACUACAGGCAGGGCAGUGGUGGGGAACCUCCCGGCUACCAGAGCAGGCAUAUUCUCCUGCGCCCAACCAUGCAGACGUUAGCCUGCGACGUGCAGUCCAUCACCAGCGAUGGCCAGGAAUGGACCCAGGAGGACAAGCUGUUGCUUGAGAGCCAACUGAUCUUGGCUACUGCGGAACCCCUGUGUCUGGAUCCUUCCAUAUCAGUAGCCUGCACGGCAAACAGGCUGCUCUAUAACAAGCAAAAGAUGAACACUCGCCCGAUGAAAAGGAGCUUCAAGAGGUAUUCUGCACCCUCUCUGAGUCGGCAGCGGGAGCUGUCCGGUUGCCCACCUCCUCCUGAGCUCAGAGUUUGGGCCUCUUGCCGGAAAGGCAGAGACAGCCAAGCUGGGCAGCGGUAUGACCUCAAAAAUUCUAAAGCGGGCAGUUGUGUAGAUAUGUGGAAACAGAGACCCUGUGACUUGGCCGUCCCGUCUGAAGUGGAUGUGCAGAAAUAUGCCAGAGGGAAGAGGUCCGCCAGACAGGAUGUCUCACCUCCAGGAGUCUGGCCAGCCCACGAGGUGAGAGACGGUGGUGCGUUUGGAUGUGAGGCUGGCGGCGAGCCUCAGACAACGGAGCUGACCUUCAUGCAGCCGCCGCUGCCGCCGAAUAAUCCACCUUUCUCUGGACCGAGAAGGCCCUGGAAGGAAGGCGGGUGGGAGGGACAGAUGUCUCCUCCGCACCCCUCCACAGAUGACCAUUCAGACGGUGUCCCGCCCGAGUCAAAGACUGCUGCUGGGGGGGUAGUCGUUCGGCCAGACGCGGUGGUCCCGCAGAAGGCCAAGUGUCCGGUCCCCGCGUCCCAGAGCUCCAGCGGCUCAGCCGGCCUCAGCGGGCUUCCUCCCGGGAAGGACCCAGAACAGCCUGAGAUGGUGUCGGUUCGGUCUCCGGUCCAGGGCCAGGGCGUCAGACCGCCACCUCUACGCGUCAGACUUCCCUGGAGCUCAGGAAAGAGUUGGUCGGGGAACAGUUUUACUCCAUGGGAGGCCAGCAGCUUUCUUAAAUCUCCAUCUCCGGCUCCUGCUUCUAAGCCACCAGGUCUUUCCCAGCAGUCGUCCGUGGGUGUGAAUCGAGUUAACCCGCUUCCUGCAGCCCUCCCGUCCUCUGCCAGCGCACCGCAGAGGAGCCCGGCGAGCCGGGUCACGGCCAGCUCUGCGGGCCGCAACCUCCGCCUCCCCAAAGUGGCGGGCCCCGGUCGAGGAGCGCAGGCUUUGGCGCGGGGCUCCGGCCCCGGGCAGGGCUGCACGGCUGGCACCACGGCUCCCGCGCGGGUCAAGCCCAGCAGCCUGCCCUCAGGAGCUCAGUCCCCCAGUGCGGUGCCCACGGCAGCGCGGGGUCCUCCGGUCCGCGUUCAGUUUUUUUUAAAACACCCUUCCGGCCUCAGGCCAGUAACUCUACUGGAGCUUCCCCAAGAUUCGCUCCUUUUGAACACCCCGCAGCAGCCAGAGCAGCGGCUCUGUCAGUUGAUUCCCCAAGAACAACUUCAGCAAGCCUCCACUUCUGGUCCUCUGCAGCCGGUGCCACAGGGUUCAAGGGCACGAGGUGCCGCCGGUCCGAAAACGGCCUCAUCUGCUCAGCCGGCUGUGGUCCUUAGCCGGGCUGGAGAGGGGAGUGUGCCGCAGCCCCAGGCGGCGGUGUUGGCCGCGCUUGGCUCUGCGGAGAGCCACGGAAGGCCCCGGCAGAUCGGCCCUCGCCCUGCGCACCCACUGCCGCCGGCCCCUGCCUCGCAGCCACCGCCCCCGCAGCAGGCACAAGCCUUGAGAAUCUUGCAGGGCCCCGUGGCUGUCACGACGGUGGCCGCGCAGACAGCUGGGCCGCCUCGGGGCCAGCAGGCCGCAAGCCAGUCCGGAGUCUACGGCCAUACCACCCCGAACGCGCCCGCUCUUGUCGAAACACCUUUUAGAAGAGUGGACUUGAGUUUCCGCUUGGCCUUGGGAACCAACCAGACACCUGCACCCAGAAUCCCACCUGAUAUGAUGUACUUCUUUCCUUUCGCCCUCUUGGUACUGGUGACCGUUGAACAAUGUGGGGUUAGGGGCGCCGACUCCCCACGAAGUCAGCAAUCUGUGUAUGUCUGCUGCCUAGCCAAAAAUUUAGCUCCUAGUAGCUUACUGCUGACCGGAAGUCUUACCGAUCAGUUAAACUGUCAGCUAACAGAUAAGCAAAGGAUGAUCUUGAGUGAAGUCCCAGCCUCAGGGGAGCUCUUGAGGAGCUGGUGUGAGGUGGGUCCACUUAUGUGCAGCUGGGGCGCAAGCUUUGUCCGUGGCGGCGCUCAGUUCCUCAGCUGCAGGCCCGGAUGCCUUCAGUCGGCCUACUCAGCCUGGCGGGAUUUGCAGGAUAAUCUCAGCCAAAGAAUUGUAAGAGGUCCCGUCCUCCAGUCUAUGAGAUUCCAGAAGACUUGUGCUGCUGGUGCUCAGGAAUUAGUGUCCCCAAGGAUUGGGCUGGAGAAUGACCCAUUCCUGGAGCAGGAUGACACAGGAAGGGAGAUGCUGGGAUUGGAAAGUCAGACCCACAUGGCUCAGUCACUUGGAGGAAUGUCCAAGUGGAGACCAAAGGGUGUCCAGCCGGUUGGCUUUGCCUGGCUGAAGGUGUUCCGGGCAUAG
This is a messenger RNA of Zalophus californianus (California sea lion), 3081 nucleotides long. Its product is annotated as transcription factor SPT20 homolog. Gene Ontology annotation, biological process: regulation of transcription by RNA polymerase II. Lineage: Eukaryota; Metazoa; Chordata; Mammalia; Carnivora; Otariidae. The transcript has 7 exons. Gene Ontology annotation, cellular component: SAGA complex. The record is from RefSeq and is a predicted model, not a curated record. The coding region runs from base 1 to 3081 and encodes 1026 amino acids. Gene Ontology annotation, molecular function: transcription coregulator activity.